UCUGUAGGUAGAGCUGAGUAUGCUAGCUCCCUCUGGAAACGACGGUGUGGCUGAUGACAUGAAAACAUUCGCUGAUCAGCUUCAGCCCCUUGUUCUACUUGAUAAACAUGAUAUGAGACGGGCAUAGAUGGUCAGGAGAUCAAUGUUGACUUCUUUGUAAUCAAUCUUUUUAGAGACAUGUUGUUUGUUGACUUAUUCAUGAACAACAUUAAAUGUUUGCCGUUCAUUAGGUGUCGCCAAGCGGCCAAAUUAUUUCCUAUUGUACCUGUCUUGCAAUUAUUACCCUGAAUUGUUUCAGUUGUUUGUACAGUACAGUACACUAAAAUUGUACAAUAUUGCACAUCGUUGUGCGUUAACGGAACAAUAGUGUACUGUACUGUAUUAAAUUGUGUUGCACAAUUCUGUACUGAACUGUAUAGUAUUGUACUGCUUUUUUAUAUUUCAUUGUACAGUAUUGUACUGUACAGCCAAGCUUCUAAGCAACGGAAAGGAAAGAAUAAUGUUAUUUAACUUUUCAGAAACAAUGAUCUUUAUCUUGAGAGUAAACUUUAGGAGUGCAAAAGUUUCCAGCAAUGAUUCUAAUUAAACGGCUGGAGGCUUGGACUUUCAGGUAUAUAUCCAAGUACUGGAAGAUCUAUCUUUACAGUAUGGAAGAAAAGACGAAGGAGAACUCUAUACAUAAACUUAAGGUGGUACAUAAGUCUGAUAACUAUUUGGUUGUAGACAAGGACUUUGAUGUUGUCCUCAAUACUAAACAAGGAGAAGAGGACAGGUUAAGUGUAUUUGCUCAGAUAGCUUUCAACUAUCCACAUCUAGUCAAUUCAAAACUAGGACAUGGUUUCUACGUGAUUCAUCGACUGGAUUAUUCAACAUCUGGUGUAUUGCUGGUUGGAUUGAACAAAAAGGCAGCUUCAGAGGCCGCUAAACUUUUCGAGAAGCGAGAAACCCAGAAGUUUUAUAUAGCGCUGGUCCGAGGCCAUAUCCAGGAUCCAGGGCUAGACAUUAAUAUACCCAUAGGAGAAGAUGGAAGACCUGAGUCUGCCAAUGUUAAGAUGUGUUCAGCUAAACAUAGUUACUGUGUUAAACCCAGGCCAUCUAGGACUCGGUGUUUGGUUCUUGAACGAGGACUUCACAACGGCCAGCCUGCUUCGAAGGUUCUAUUAGCCCCACUUACAGGCAGAAGACACCAGCUACGUGUUCACAUGUAUGAGAUUGGCAACACUAUAGUAGGAGAUUACACCUACAGUAAUAGAAGAGACCUAUCUCCAUAUAGGAUGUUUCUUCAUGCAAUAAGAUUAAGAGUUGAGUCUAAACUAGAAACCAUUGAUGUCAAUACAGAGGACCCUUUCACCGAGCAGCCUCCAACUAACCAAUGGACAAGUACAAGUGUUCUUCACAGACUUCCUGCAGCCUUUGACCUCAUGUAUUCAGAGGACAUUGAUUGGACUAGAAUCAGUGUGUAGAACUCAGAUCAUCUAAAUUAAACGUACAAUGGCAAUGACCCUCUAAACCAUGCUGAUCUACGUAUUUACAAAAAGUAUGCAAAGUAUGCAAGAAAAACUUCUCACAAAAAUGUUAAGACGAUCUCAUUCGUUGAUCAAGAUCAAAAUUGGACUGAAAAUGAGAAAACAUCUCAGUUGAGUACAGUACAGUACAGUACAGUACAGUACAAUACAGUACUGCAAAAUUAAAAACUAUGUGCUGUGUCUGGCUAAAACAUCUAUAAACUUAAAACAUAAAAUAUGAAACUUUAAAUAUUGAUAUUUUUUCAGAAA
Messenger RNA from Eurytemora carolleeae, 1775 nucleotides. RefSeq names its product RNA pseudouridylate synthase domain-containing protein 1-like. Bases 573 to 1463 code for a protein of 296 amino acids. Gene Ontology annotation, molecular function: pseudouridine synthase activity; RNA binding. Gene Ontology annotation, biological process: pseudouridine synthesis. Lineage: Eukaryota; Metazoa; Arthropoda; Copepoda; Calanoida; Temoridae. The transcript has 14 exons. The record is from RefSeq and is a predicted model, not a curated record.